Phaedon cochleariae (mustard beetle) is the source of this 1619-nucleotide messenger RNA. The record is from the annotation of a GenBank genome assembly. Lineage: Eukaryota; Metazoa; Arthropoda; Insecta; Coleoptera; Chrysomelidae.
UGACAAAGCUAUAAAGUAAACAAACACUGUGAUAAUGAAUUGAUGAAAAGGUGAAUUAUGUAGAUAAUUACCUUAUGAAUUACAUCUGGAAUGAUGGCGUCCACAACAACUGCUUUACAGCAACAAGUUUUCGCUCUGGAUGCAAGAUAUAAUGCUUACAGGGUUCCACUAAGUCCAAACUUCAGGACAUUAUACAUAAGAAGACGUAACCAGCUUUUGAGGGAUACUACAAGACCUACUGAUAGAUGGAAGAAUUACUUGAGACUGCGUUCUGUACUCCUUCAACAAAGAUAUGGAAUAACAAAGAGUGAUAAUGCAUCUUCCAGUAGUUUGAAUAGCAGUUUCAAAUCUCUGACAUUGAAUGAUUCUAAUGUACCAAUGCAAUCACCACUAGGAUCUGUUGUCCCAACCAAAGAAGCAGAGGCUUCCAGAGCUAUGGUUGGUGGUACCACUAUAUCUGAAAAUUAUGCAUUUGUUGGAGUUCAGCAUAUAUUUGAUCAGCAUUCAGAGGCUGUAACUAUGAUUAAAUUUGCUAAUAAUAACAGAUCCCUGUUAUGUUGUUCUUCCUUAGAUAAAACCCUUUCAGUAUGUGAUGUGACAAGUAAUCCACCUGCAGUUUUGGCCAUUUUAAAAGGACAUACAAAAGCAGUAACAGGAUUUGACUGGUCAUUGGAUAAUGAUCUGAUUGUCAGUUCUUCACUGGAUGGUUCAGUCAAAGUGUGGAAAAUGAAUGACUUCAGCUGCCUCAGGACAAUCCAUGAUCCAAAUUCCUUCCAAAUGUUAUGUUGUUUAUUUCAACCUAGUAACAAUAAUCUUAUAUUGACUGGAAGUACUAAAGGGGAUCUGAGAAUUGCAAAUGUCUCAACAGGUAGGUUUUUGAAGAAUUUUUGUAGAGUUGGAGGAACUAUAUUGAGCAUUGCUUCUGAUACCAAUGGCCGUGUAUUUUGGACAGGAAAUGACAAGGGGGAAAUAAUUUCAGUUUACUGUGAAUUGAAUGGCUGCCUCACAAAACUCAGAAAAAUGAACUUACCAAUGAGCUGUUUGGUUACAAGUUUAAGCUACAGGGUUUGGAUUAGCAGGGAAGCUAGAAAUCCAUUAUUGCUUGUCAAUGCAACAGAUAACUCCAUGUACUUAUUUAGUAUAAUGGACCCUGAAGGAACUCUCAGGCUGAAGAGAAAAUUCCAGAAUAUUCAUAGAAAAUAUAUUGUGAGGUCCACUUUUUGUCCAAUUAUGUCAUUCAGGCAAGGUGCAUGUGUUGUGACAGGAAGUGAAGAUGGAAGCAUUUAUUUUAUUGACAUAGAGAGGGUGGGUAAGAAAUCUGUUCUAAAUACACUUCAAGGACAUUCCAGUGCUGUUCUUGGAAUCAGUUUCAAUUAUGAUGAAUCUCUUCUGGCCACCAGUGACUUGAUGGGUCUUGUGAUAAUAUGGAAAAAAGGGAAUGCUUCAUGAAAAAAUGACUAGACUUGUUUUUUCAUUUAUUUAUCAGUAUUCAUGUGAAAAAAGCAUUUGAAGACAACUGGAAAUGUCAAAGUUGUUAUAUAUUGUAUAUUUCAUGUUUUAUCUGUUUUAAAAAAAUUAUCGUUGUUGUACCUAAUAAAUAAAUAUAUAUUUGAAUCAUU